UUCCUGUUGUUCUGCAUGGCCCCCAGGCCCUGGAACGGGGCUCUCAUGCUGUAUCAGCGCGUCGUGCGCCCGCUGUUCCUAAGGCACCACGGGGCCGUGGACAGAAUCGUGAACAACCUCAGCGGGCGAGCCCUAGACGCAGCGGCCGGAAUAACCAGGAACGUCUUGCAGGCGCUGGCCCGUAGCCGGGCAGGCGUCACUCCAGCGGCUGUGGCCGGGCCCUCCACUCCCCUGGAAGCUGACAUCAAGCCAAGCCAGAGCCUGCAGCCGAAGGACAAGUGAAGCAGCCCCCCGGGCCUCGCAAGGACCUCCCGGCUGGUGAGGAGGGGGCCGCGCCGGGCUCCCAGGCCUCCACAUCGUCUUCAGCGCAUCUCUCGACGGCAGCCCACGCCAGUCCCUCGGGUCCAGGCAAGGCCCUGGGGGUCUCCUUAAAUGCCACCUCGGGCAAGUCCCAGUCCCAGUCCUCGGCCACCCCUAGCUCUGAAUCCCAGGGCCAGCUGCCCUCCAGCUCUGGCCGUGGCAAGGCCCAGGGCCAGCGUCGGGCACAGGUCAGCUCCCAGCGGUCUCGGCAACGCGCCCAGCUGCCUGGUACUUCCUCCGGCCCCUCCCAGUCAGCCCUCCCGUCCUCGAGGCCCCUGCAGCCACCCAACGUCACCUCCAGCCCGGUCUCACCCGUGGUCCAGUCUCCCAGCAGCAGCAACGUCCCCACGCAGCCUCCCAGCAAGCCCCCUGGCGAGCCAGAGGACACAGCCCCCAAGACCAGCGGACAGCGCCAGAAGCAAUCCUCGAAACAGCCUGCCAGCAGCACCUCAGUGCCCGAGCUGGUCCCCUGCCACUCCGGGACCUCUCUGGAGUACACUUCGGAGUCCACCACCGAGAUCACCUGCAGCUGGCCACACCACAGGCCCCCGUGCCUGCAGCACUACUGGUGCCUGAAACACCUGGCCUGCUAGGAGGCUCCAAUAAAGCUAACCCGGACCAGA
Molecule: messenger RNA, 983 nt
Organism: Mandrillus leucophaeus (drill)
Lineage: Eukaryota; Metazoa; Chordata; Mammalia; Primates; Cercopithecidae
Gene: REEP6
Product: receptor accessory protein 6
Exons: 3
Coding region: 16-282 (88 amino acids)
Source: RefSeq, a predicted model, not a curated record